UAUGCGGAGUGCCAAGAUGGCUCUGUUGCGAAAUGGUCAGAAUGUGAUUUACGUGUGCCUUGUGUUGUCCCUGUUCGUGGGAUCGCUGAAUGCAGAGUGCUGCAAGGAUGGAGAAACCAAAAUAGACGUAGACGAUUGCACCAAGUACCUGGUGUGCUGCAGUGGAGAAUUUGUAUCCAAGACCUGCCCGAACGAAACCUAUUGGGAUCCGGAAUCAGCCCUCUGCCAAGUCGACAAUGGAGAGUGCCGGCCCCCGACGCCCUGUGUGGAUGGGGAGACUGAGGUGGACGAGGAUGACUGUACCAAGUACUUUGUCUGCUGUCACGGCGAGCUGGUUUCCAUGUCGUGCGAUAAUGGAUACUACUGGAACUCCGAUGACCAAAAAUGUGAUUUGGACAAAGGCCAGUGCAAGCCACCCACCUGUGUGGAUGGCGAGGUUAACCCAAACCCUGAAGAUUGCGCCGGGUAUCUGGAGUGUGUUAAUGGGUCCUACGUGAACCAGACCUGUGACUCUGGGGAUUACUUCAACAGCACCCUCAAUAAGUGUGUCUUGGAUACGUGUGGAGUGUGCGUCAACUGCGUUGAAGGCAGCCAGAAGGCCGAUCAGAACGACUGCGCCAAGUUUCAAGUUUGUGUCAACGGAAAGUAUGUCUCCAAGUCCUGCCCGAUCGGAGAGUACUAUAACUCGGCUAUAAACGACUGUGAGGAGGACAAUGGUCAGUGCAACGGAAACCAAACAUGCACCGAAGGUGACAUUCAAGAGGAUGCUAAGGAUUGCGCUGGGUACGAAGUGUGCUCCAAUGGUAGCUGGGUCAGUCGCCUGUGUGCCGAUGGAGCCUAUUUCAACGCAACCCUCAACAUUUGCAUCAUAGACGAAUGGGGCUUUUGCCUGAACUGUACUGAUGGAGAUCUCCAAGCCUAUCCCGCGGACUGUACCAAGUUUAAAAUUUGUACCAACGGGAAGUAUGUGGUUAAGAGCUGUGGAUCUGGCGACUAUUGGAACUCGGGCUCUAAAAAGUGCGAGAAGGACGAUGGUCAGUGCAACGGAAACCAGACGUGCAACAAUGGGGAUCUGGAAAUCGAUUACACCAACUGUGCUGGGUACUAUGUCUGCUCCAACGGCAGCUGGGUCAGUCGUGAGUGUGUCGCUGGAUCGUACUUCAACGAUACUAUUGGGGCUUGCAUCGUCGACGAAUUGGGCGUUUGCGUGAACUGCACUGAUGGAGAUCUUGAAGCCUAUCCCUCGGACUGUACCAAGUUUAAAAUUUGUACCAACGGGAAGUAUGUGGUUAAGAGCUGUGACUCCGGAGAUUAUUGGAACGCGGGCAUUAAGAAGUGCGAGAAGGACGAUGGUCAGUGCAACGGAAACCAGACGUGCAACAAUGGGGAUCUGGAAAUCGAUUACACCAACUGUGCUGGGUACUAUGUCUGCUCCAACGGCAGCUGGGUCAGUCGUGAGUGUGUCGCUGGAUCGUACUUCAACGAUACUAUUGGGGCUUGCAUCGUCGACGAAUUGGGCGUUUGCGUGAACUGCACUGAUGGAGAUCUUGAAGCCUAUCCCUCGGACUGUACCAAGUUUAAAAUUUGUACCAACGGGAAGUAUGUGGUUAAGAGCUGUGACUCCGGAGAUUAUUGGAACGCGGGCAUUAAGAAGUGCGAGAAGGACGAUGGUCAGUGCAACGGAAACCAGACGUGCAACAAUGGGGAUCUCGAAAUCGAUUACACCAACUGUGCUGGGUACUAUGUCUGCUCCAACGGCAGCUGGGUCAGUCGUGAGUGUGUCGCUGGAUCGUACUUCAACGAAACUAUUGGGGCUUGCAUCAUCGACGAAUUGGGCGUUUGCGUAAACUGCACUGAGGGCACGACAGGAUCCGUGCCAAGCGACUGUACCAAAUACAAAAUCUGCGCCGGCGGAAAGUAUGUGGUCCAGUCCUGCGCCAGCGGACUCUACUUCAACAACCAAACCAACCGCUGUGAAACAGACAACGGCGAGUGCAUUGUGGUACCCUCCUGCACGGAGUACGAGGUAAAGGUAAACCCGGCGGACUGUGCUGGAUAUCUGCAAUGUAUCAACGGUAAUUUCGUGGCCCGCAAGUGCUCCGCAUCACAGUUCUUCAACGCAACUGUCGAGAGGUGCGAGAUGGACGUGAACAAUGUGUGCAUUCCGAAAGACUGUGACCCUGAAUGCUGCGAGAAUCCAAAUGCUCCCAGUCUUCCGGUCGCCAAUAACUGCUCGGCCUUCAUCCAGUGCGUCGAUGGCAAGCUGUUCCAACAGAACUGUCCCAGCAACCUCCAAUACAAUAAUGUGACGAAGGAGUGUGACUUUCCGUGGGUUGUCGGUUGCGAGGAUGGAGCACCGCCCCCGAUUGCUGGUCCCUCUGGUACCUACUGUGAGAGCCACGGAGACUGUAUUGGUCAACGCGACGGAGUUAUGUUCGCCGUAAAGACCUCCGCCAAGACGUGUAGCUCUUCCUAUGUCGUCUGCCAGUGCGAAUGCGAGGUGAACUUCACCUGUUCUGCCGGUCUUGUUUUCAAUCCGACACAGAAGGUCUGCGAUUGGCCCGAUAAUGUAGAAUGUUAAAAGCCUAAAUAAACUUUGUGAGCAUCGCAAAA
Drosophila bipectinata is the source of this 2613-nucleotide messenger RNA. Its product is annotated as chitin-binding domain protein cbd-1. Gene Ontology annotation, cellular component: extracellular region. The record is from RefSeq and is a predicted model, not a curated record. Gene Ontology annotation, molecular function: chitin binding; protein binding. NCBI's taxonomy places the organism in Eukaryota, Metazoa, Arthropoda, Insecta, Diptera, Drosophilidae.